Messenger RNA from Acanthocheilonema viteae, 291 nucleotides. NCBI's taxonomy places the organism in Eukaryota, Metazoa, Nematoda, Chromadorea, Rhabditida, Onchocercidae. The record is from the annotation of a GenBank genome assembly.
AUGAACUCGAUUGUGCCAUGGUUUGCACAAGUUCACUGUGGUAAUCGUAGUCCCAAUAAUCAGGAUGGUUUUUCAACUAAUUCAUUAUCCAGAAUAGCAGGACAAGAUUCAGAUUCAGAUGCAGAUACUCAUGAUGAAUUGGAUGGUAUCUUUUCUAAAAUGAAUCCAGUCAGCAAGUUAGCCGGGAAAAAUGUAAAGGAAGGAAGUUUGGAACGAAAACCAUUGCUCUCGGAACGAAUUCAAACAUUGUCAGGUGAAGAAAGCUUGUCACCCAGCGAUCGACAAAAUCGC